CCUUCAUCACUGGACAGUCAUCAUUUAACUUUGUUUUGUUUUUUUUAAGUAUAGUUGAUUGAGAAAAGUAACAGACGAGCUGCCUUGUUGAAAGCAGCUCACUACUGGACUCCAAAAUGAAAGCAGGGAUUUGCCUUCUUCUCUUAUGUGAAGUGUGCAUUGAAUUAAGCACAUCUCUUGGCAAGCCUGGAAAUCGAAAGAAAGAUAAAGAGAAGAGUUGCUGGCCCAAUCAUGAGAAAGCACAUAGCACUAUGGACCAACUUCUGCAUAGAAGCACGGCAGAGCCAUUUGCCAAGCAAGACUCUCUAGAGUUCACUCUUUACAACCUCACUGAAAAGAAUACGGAUUUUGGAUUCAAUCUCUACAGGAAAAUAGCACUGAAGCAUGACAAUAACAUGUUCUUCUCCCCGCUCUCUGUGUCAUUUAUGAUGGCUGUCUUCAUGCUCGGGGCUGAAGGGGAAACCUACAAGCAAAUCGUUCAGGGUACAAACCUCCAUCUUUUUCAGGACAAAGAGAAUUUUCAUCCAUUGCCAGCUUUGUUUAAACAACUGAAAGAUAACAUCACAGAGAAUGAAGAGCUUGAUCUGCAGAGAGGUAGUUUUUCUUUUAUUCAAAAAAAUUUCAGACUCAAGGAGCCUUUCCUUAAUCAAUCCAAGCAGUACUUUGAUAUGGAAUUCUUAAGUGUGGAUUUUCACAACUCCACCCACGCAAAAAAUGUCAUAAAUCAGAAUAUUAACAAGAAGACCAAAGGAAAAAUCCCAAAGUUUUUUGAAAAACUUGACCAGCAUGCUAAAAUGGUUUUUGUGGAUUACAUUCUCUUUAAAGGCAAAUGGCUGCACCCAUUUAAUACAAGGUUCACAGAACUGGAGACUUUCCAUAUAGACAAGUAUAGGAACGUACAGGUGCCCAUGAUGUUUAAAUCAGACAAGGUUGCCUCAACUUCGGAUAAGAACUUAGGAUGCAUUGUGCUAAAACUUCCCUACAGAGGGAGUGCACACAUGCUUAUUGCCAUGCCGGAAAAGGAGGGAGAUUACGCUUCACUUGAAGACCACAUAACAGCAGAGCUUGUGGAAUCAUGGCUUAGAAACAUGAAGACCAGAAAAAUGGACAUUUUCUUCCCAAAAUUCAAAUUAGACCAGAAAUACCAGAUGCAUGAACUGCUUCAAGCUCUUGGAAUUAAAAACCUGUUCACAAGGAAGGCAGACCUGAGUCAACUUACAGAUCAAAGAUUUGUAAAAGUAUCAAAGAUUAUCCAAAGAGCAGUAAUUGAAGUGGAUGAGAAAGGAACUGAGGCAGCAGCUGCUAGUGGGUCAGAAAUUACUGCAUACUCAAUGCCUCCUACCAUCAAAGUGAACCGGCCAUUCCUCUUUAUGAUUUAUGAAGAAACUUUCAAAACAUUGCUGUUCAUGGGCAGAGUGGUUAAUCCUACAGAACUGUAAAUGAAGACCAUAGUUUCUAGUCUAUUUCUGGUAUAUUCCAAGUUUUUUUAUUUUCUUGAAACUAUUACAUUGCAUUAGUUAGAACUGAAAACUUGCUAGAUAUGAAAACAGAUUUAUUUCACAUCUCAAAUCAUCAGCAUGUCCUACUAAAUUAUUUUUGUUAAUGCCCAAGCGGCAAGAUUAUCUAGUUGAGGCAAUAAUUGUGACAAAAUAGAGAUUUGUUCAAAAGCUGCAUGUUAUUUUAUAUAUUUCCUAAAGUACUCCUUCUGACAGCCAUCUAACGGUAGGUUUAAGAUUACCUAUUGUAUACUAUAAGAAUCAGUUCAAAUAUUUUACUCUGAGCUAAACUAGAUAUUUCUGUAUAUGUGCAAAUUCAAUAAAAUGUUUGAGGUAAA
Mauremys reevesii (Reeves's turtle) is the source of this 1834-nucleotide messenger RNA. RefSeq names its product serpin family A member 10 (gene SERPINA10). Gene Ontology annotation, molecular function: serine-type endopeptidase inhibitor activity. Lineage: Eukaryota; Metazoa; Chordata; Testudines; Geoemydidae. The transcript is spliced from 5 exons. The coding region runs from base 117 to 1439 and encodes 440 amino acids. Gene Ontology annotation, biological process: negative regulation of endopeptidase activity; blood coagulation. The record is from RefSeq and is a predicted model, not a curated record.